Aspergillus aculeatinus CBS 121060 is the source of this 1230-nucleotide messenger RNA. Its product is annotated as oxidoreductase, short-chain dehydrogenase/reductase family. The coding region runs from base 110 to 943 and encodes 277 amino acids. The transcript is spliced from 4 exons. Lineage: Eukaryota; Fungi; Ascomycota; Eurotiomycetes; Eurotiales; Aspergillaceae. The record is from RefSeq and is a predicted model, not a curated record.
CUUUCACUUCGGGGGUCCAAUAUCUGCGGAAUAUCGGUUCAAUUACACGAUCAAGGACUUGGAUUUACGCUACUGAAUCAAAGGAAGGAUUAAUCGAAGGACAGACACAAUGGUUGGACGACUUGCUGGCAAGAAUGCUAUCGUUACCGGUGCGGCGGGCGGCAUCGGCCUCGAGACCACGAUCCUCAUGCUCCGCGAGGGCGCGUCCGUCCUGAUGACUGACGUCAGCGGGCCGGGGCUCGAGAAGGCCCUCGCCAAGGUGCGCGAGGUCGUGCCCCAGCACGACGGCCGCGUCGAGACGCGCACCGUCGACGUGUCCAAGGAGAGCGAGGUCGAGGCCGCCGUCGCCCACCUGGACGCCUGGGGCGGCGUCGACGUCAUGUUCAACAACGCCGGCAUCAUGCACGCCCAGGACGGCGACAGCGAGCAGACCCCCGAGAACAUCUGGGACCUGACCAUGAACAUCAACGUGAAGGGCGUGUGGUUCGGGUGCAAGCACGCCGUCAAGAGUCUGCGCAAGCACGGCAAGAAGAAGGGCAGCGUCAUCAACACGGCCAGCAUGGUGGCGCUAGUCGGCGCCGCCACGCCGCAGUUGGCCUACACGGCCAGCAAGGGCGCCGUGUUGGCCAUGACCCGCGAGUUGGCGAUUGUGCAUGCGAGAGAAGGAUUCCGAUUUAACUCGCUGUGUCCGGCUCCUUUGAACACCCCCCUGUUGCAGGAUUGGCUCGGCGAUGACAAGGAGAAGCGCUUCCGCCGCGAGGUCCACUUCCCCACCGGUCGCUUCGGCGAGGCCAUCGAGCAGGCCCACGCAGUCAUCUUCCUGGCCAGCGACGAGAGCAGCUUCGUCAAUGCCGCGGACUUUGUGGUGGACGGCGGUCUCACCAAGGCCUAUGUCACCCCGGAGGGUCCCGCCACUGAGGCCCCCAAGAACCAGGCCUCUUAGAACCAGGUAUUCCCGCUUGCGCUUUUCCAAGCUGGUCUUGUGGAGGAGGGAUGCUGCGAUGAGUCAUGAAACUAGUGUAUAUUUAGAAUCGAGACGCCGUGGACGGUAGACGGUAGUUUUUUCCUUGUUUAUGCAAACGAUAUCCAGAUUUGAUUCUGCUCCAUCGCUCGACAGAUGUUCCAGGGCCCCGCCUCCUCCAGCGGCAUCUGCCACAUGUGCUCGAGGAGUAGCUUCGUGCGGUGCAUAUUCCCCAGCCCGAACGUAGACACCAUCGUCGUCAACCGCUG